UUAAAUCCACAACGUCCCUUCUCUCGAGAUGACUUUCUUCUCUCUGUCUAUCUCUCUUUCGAAUAAAGAAAAGAAAAAGAGAUAAGGGGAAAGCAACUUUUAAUCUGAUUUUUGUGAAAGAGGAGAGGAUCAUCAUUUCAUAUAUCACUCCGAGUGAGAGGAGAGAGUCCCCAUAUGAGCAGAAGAAGCAGUCAGAAUAAUUCUACUGAGUUAUGAUCCUUGCCCUUACCGGAUCUGACGGCUCUUUUUCACUAUGCUGAGAAACAAACCUAGAGCAGCCGUGACGAAGAAACAACAAGCAUCGUCGUCUCUAAUGGCUGAUCAACCCCCACCUUCUUCUUCUUCAAAACUCAACAACACUUGCCACUCUUCAUCUUCCCUCUUUAGCUCCCCAAAGUUUAGGUUUUUUGCUUCAAAGAUGACUCCUUUUGACUCUGAUUUCUCUCUCGUCAGCCCUACCUCGAUCCUCGAAGCUAGCCCAUCAUUCUUCUCCUCCAAAAACACUAAACCCACUCCCUAUUUCGAGCCCACGAUCCCUAAUCCCCAAAGGUUUCACCCACCUGACACCUUUGGCCUCGCCGAUCUCGUCAAAUACGGAGACAGUAGCAGAGACCACUCGAGUAAACCUGUCAACAAGAUGGUCCUUUUCGGCUCUAAACUCAGAGUCCAGAUCCCAUCAGCUGAUUUUGGAACUAAAACCGGGAUGAGAUACCCUGCUCAUGGUCAUGGACAGGGACAGGGACAACUCAGUCCUUGUGUCCAGGCGAAGAAGGUCUUAGCCGUGAGCGAGGUUGACCAGACGGAGGACUACACGCGCGUCAUAUCUCACGGUCCAAACCCAACCAUCACUCAUAUCUUCGACAACUCUGUUUUCGUGGAGGCUACUCCUUGCUCUGUUUCUUUACCACCACUAGUACCCAUGGCGAUGGAUACCGCCAAGAACACGGAGACUUUUCUAAGCUAUUGCUUCACCUGCAAGAAGAAUCUUGACCAGAAACAAGACAUCUAUAUAUACAGGUCCGUCCACAAUCUAUCUCUAUCACUNUUAGAUUUGUAUUUUGAAUUAAUUGUCUAG
Messenger RNA from Camelina sativa (false flax), 1075 nucleotides. The record is from RefSeq and is a predicted model, not a curated record. NCBI's taxonomy places the organism in Eukaryota, Viridiplantae, Streptophyta, Magnoliopsida, Brassicales, Brassicaceae.